CCCUAUAAGCAGGUAAUUAAUUAUAUUUUUCCUCUAUUCUAUUUACUAGACCAAUCUAUUGAUCGUUUUAGCAAAGCUCAUCAUCGUCUUAGUAUCUCUACUAUAAGGAAAAAUAGCGAGUUUCGUUAUUCAAUUAACUCACAUUUUACUGGCAAAAAUGCGUCUCUCCCUUCCCUAACUCACAGGACUAAAAUCGCCAUCAAUAAAUCUGAUCUUUGCGAGCACACAGGGUUCCAGUGCAAAUGAUGCGCAUUGGUCAAACAAGAGCCCAAAUAAAGGGUCUUUCUUACUCUUUUCGUGGAUUUGCCACUGGUAAUAAACCACCCCAAACGAUCACUGAAAAGAUCGUCCAAAGGUUUGCACAGAAUCUUCCUGAAGGAAAAUUCGUUCGUUCCGGUGAUUAUGUGAGCAUAAAACCAAAGCACUGUAUGUCCCAUGAUAAUUCAUGGCCUGUUGCACUAAAGUUCAUGGGCAUUGGUGCCGAAAAGGUAUUCGAUAAUCGUCAGGUAGUUUGUACUUUGGAUCACGAUGUACAAAAUAUGAGUGAAACCAAUUUGCGUAAAUAUAGAAACAUAGAAUCUUUUGCUAAAGGACAAGGAAUUGAUUUUUAUCCUGCCGGUCGUGGUAUCGGUCAUCAAAUCAUGGUUGAACAAGGAUAUGCAAUGCCCGGAAGUCUAGCAGUUGCUAGUGAUUCACAUUCUAAUACUUAUGGUGGUGUCGGUUGUUUAGGUACCCCUAUUGUCCGUACGGAUGCUGCUUCUAUUUGGGCCACCGGUCAAACUUGGUGGCAGAUUCCUCCUAUUGCUCGUGUUAAUCUUGUUGGUCAAUUACCCAAGGGUUUGUCUGGAAAAGAUAUUAUCGUAUCUCUUUGUGGUGCUUUUAAUCAUGACGAGGUUUUAAACCACGCCAUUGAGUUUUAUGGUGAGGGUCUCGAAAGUUUGGAUAUCGAUUCUCGCCUAACCAUUGCCAACAUGACUACAGAAUGGGGUGCUCUUUCUGGUUUGUUUCCUACUGAUGAAAAGGUUUUCGAGUGGUAUGAAAAACGGCUUCAAUUCUUGGGGCCCAAUCAUCCAAGAGUGAACCGUAAAGCUCUUGAUGAAAUGAAAGCCAAUCCCAUAAUCCCCGAUGAGAAUUGCUAUUAUUCCAAGUAUCUUACUUUGGAUUUGAAUACAAUAUCUCCUGCCGUUUCAGGACCUAAUUCCGUUAAAGUUUACAACUCGGCUGCUAAACUUGAAAGGGAUAAUAUCCCAAUCAAGAAGGCUUAUUUGGUUUCCUGUACAAAUGGUCGACUUUCCGAUAUCCAUGAUGCUGCCGAAGUUGUUCGCGGUAAAAAGAUUGCCGAUGGUGUUGAAUUUUAUGUAGGUGCCGCAUCAAGUGAAGUCGAAGAGGCAGCUAGGGAAAAUGGUGAUUGGCAAACGCUUAUUGAUAGUGGUGCUCGUACUCUCCCUGCUGGUUGCGGUCCUUGUAUCGGUUUAGGUACUGGAUUGUUGAAGGAGGGUGAAGUUGGCAUCAGUGCUACGAACCGUAACUUUAAGGGUCGUAUGGGAAGUCGUGAAGCUUUGGCUUAUUUGGCUUCUCCUGCUGUUGUUGCUGCCUCCGCUAUCGCAGGAAAGAUCGUCGCUCCUGAAGGAUUUAAAGACUCCGUUGAUCAAGUUUCUGCAGUUGAUGUCACUGAAAAAAUGAAUGCUCAUAAGAAGUCAGUAAACGAGACCGGUGUAUCUGAUUCUGAAACCCCCAUUCUUGAUGGUUUUCCUGCAUCUGUAUCUGGUGAAAUUGUAUUCUGCGAUGCUGACAAUCUGAAUACUGAUGGUAUUUACCCUGGUCGUUAUACUUAUAGAGACGAUAUUAGUAAAGAAGAAAUGGCCAAGGUUUGCAUGGAAAACUACGAUGCUGAUUUUGGAAGCAAAACUAAGCCUAACGAUAUUUUGGUAAGUGGCUUUAAUUUUGGUACUGGUUCUAGUCGUGAACAAGCAGCUACUGCUAUUUUGUCUCGAGGAAUGCCUCUCGUCGUCGGCGGAUCUUUCAGUGAUAUAUUUAAACGCAACUCCAUUAAUAAUGCACUAUUGGCUGUUGAAUUACCCGAGCUUGUUCAAAAGCUUCGUACUGCCUUUGCAAACAGCCCUAAAGAACUUACUCGUCGUACCGGUUGGCACCUUAAUUGGGACGUCCGUAAAAGUCUUGUUCAAGUUACUACUGCAGACGAGAAGAUAUUAUCAUGGAGAAUUGGAGAGCUCGGGAAUUCUGUACAAAGCCUUUUCGUUCGUGGAGGUCUUGAAGGUUGGGUUAAACAUGAAAUCUCCGAGUCUUCAUAAGUUCAAAUAAUGCUCAUUUUGUUGAAUGUUUCAUUACGCAGAUGGUACACAUUCUUUAAUUUUAAAAUGCUAUUUCUGUUUUGGAUACCAACAUUAUAAAUAAAUUUGUAUAUAUAACUCGAUCUAAUUAAUAAAGUAUACAUUCUGUUCCUAAUA
Molecule: messenger RNA, 2468 nt
Organism: Schizosaccharomyces octosporus yFS286
Lineage: Eukaryota; Fungi; Ascomycota; Schizosaccharomycetes; Schizosaccharomycetales; Schizosaccharomycetaceae
Product: homoaconitate hydratase Lys2
Exons: 1
Coding region: 243-2312 (689 amino acids)
Biological process (GO): L-lysine biosynthetic process
Molecular function (GO): homoaconitate hydratase activity; 4 iron, 4 sulfur cluster binding
Source: RefSeq, a predicted model, not a curated record